AGAAUCAAUCUCCCACGACCUACCCCUCUUCUAGGCUCCCACCGCCUCCUCCUUCCCAUUUCCUCCAACGCCGGCCAAGAUCCCGGCCAACUCCGGCGAUGCCCUGCCCCGCUGACCCCUGCCCCUGAACUCCCUCCUCCACCUCCAUCUAUUCCACCCCGUCAAACCUCGAAAUCAUGCGCCCCGACACAAACCCUAGCUCGGGAUCCAGGUGGAGCUGCAGGAGGUCUAUGGAGAUGGUGGCGCCCCUGCAGCGAGCGGUGGUGACCCAGAUCGGACGAUGGGGGAACAGAAGAUGUUAGCCCCGCGGCGGCUAUGCCGAGAUAUAUCCUCCACAUCCAGGGCGGGCAGUGCGGGAACCAGAUCGCGGCCAUGAGCAGCAUCCAUCUGCCCGCAUGCGCGAAGGGACGCCACGGGCGAGUCCUCCAUGACCUCGGUGCCACCAUACCCCCUCGUUCGGAUCACACAGCCGCCGGAUCCGCUCCUCCCCAACAAGGCCACUGCCGGAUGCGCUCCUCCUCGACAAGGACGCCGCCGGAUGCCUCCUCCUCGGCAGCCACCGUCCUCGUAUCCAUCUCUACCUGGCUUGCUCCUCCGGCCAGAACAGCGGCAUCAGCAGGAUCUAUUCCUGGGCCUGAACCCCAAGUCCCUGGUCGCCAGUUUUACCGGUUACCUCAUUCUCGUCUCCAUGCAGAACUAGAGCAAGGGAAGCAGUAUGUGCAGGUGAAAAUACGUUGGUAUUCGGCCAGGCCAACUACCACAAGCUUCUCACCAAGGUUCCAAGCACAAGCAGAUAAUCCAUCUGUCAGUGCUCCAGGAAUGACCUACGUACGUCCUCUGCAUCUCUGUGUGCACAACAUAUGUAAAUGCCAUAUAUAACUGAUUAGUUACUCUUUGAGACACCAUGGAACUGUUAGGUGCCCAUACAUUUGUAGAUGCCCAAAAUCCAAAGCAUGUCAAAUAUGUAUACAAGCUUAGAGUUGUAAGCAUCAGCAGAAAUAGAAAAGUGACAUAAUAAAUAAGUAACUUGAACCCGCAGCUAUUAUUAUUGCUAGCUUUGUUAAUUUAUUUUAUUUGUAUCAACCUUAGCUUGGUUGUUAUUAACUUUGUUAACUGGAUUUGUAGGUUCAAGUUGCAUGUCUAACUGAUUUAUGUAACCUACAUAAGUUCACUAAAUUAGGAUUACAGUUGAUGCACCUAAGAUAUCUGUGCAUGCUGCAGCUAAAAGCCCAAAAGUAUCCCCACAUUUUUGUCAAUGCUGGCUUUAACGGUGCAGUUCUUGGAAUCUGAGUUUAGUUAGCUCUGGUAAGCUGUUACACCACAUGCUCACAGCUAACUCCUCUUUGAACUUUAGCUACUUGCAUGAUGUAUUUGGAGCCUGCUAAGUUUGUCGCAAAGCUGAGCGAACUGAAAACGGAUGGAAGAUCCUGCUAUUCAUGUGCAAUCUCGGUGCUGGGUACUUCUCCAACUCAGGAAGGUAAAGAAUUUAGGCGAGUUCAUGUUAUUACUUGUUCUGCGAUUGAUGUCUGGUGCUUGUUAUUGUCUUCUUUGUUUACAAUGUAGUUCGUACCAAAAGAAAUAUCAUUGUGUUUGCAGCCUAACUUAUCCUUUUUAACCUGCAGUUUAGAGAAAUUGCAAGACGAUGUCACCUAUUGCCUUCAUCCUCAAGUCAGUGGCCCUUUUCAGGGAAUUUCUGAAGCAGCAGGGAUUCUGUCAAGUGAUGCUUAUAAUGUUAUUCUAUAUCUGGUGUUUUACUCUCUGAGCUGACCUGCAGGUACCUAUGGUUGUUUACUCUUUGACAAUAUCGAAGAUAGCUGACGUUCCAAGAACUACAGGCUGAAGAAAUUUGGCUGUACUGUUACUCACCAAAUAGCAGCUCUUAUCUUAUGAUUAUAUUAUGGUGUUUGUUUCUCUCUUUUCUGACAGGAAUAUUGUAAUAGACUUAGCUGUUACUUGAUGAGUGUUGGUCUGUCAAUUUUAGAUACUCGUUUUUACUAUUUUGUAAUGAGAACUAAGUUGUUAUUUAUCUAGAAUGCUUUGGGCUUUGAA
Lolium perenne is the source of this 2049-nucleotide messenger RNA. NCBI's taxonomy places the organism in Eukaryota, Viridiplantae, Streptophyta, Magnoliopsida, Poales, Poaceae. The record is from RefSeq and is a predicted model, not a curated record.